AUGUUACGUUUUUUCUUCGUUUGUUUCUUAUUUUUGUCUUUUCAAAUUUUCUUUCUUUCUUUCUUUCUUUCUUUCUUUUUUUCUUUCUUUCCACUUCGUAUUAUUUCCUCCUCCCUUUAUUUUUAUGUCCUUUUUCAUUCCUUCCUACUUUUAUAUUUCUUUCUUGUUUUCGUCUUCCUUCUUAUGUUUUGUCUUUUUUUAAUUUUAUUUCCUUUUGUUUUAAAUAUUCCUUCGUUUUAUUUUCUUCCCAUUUUUCAUUUUAUAUUUCUUUCUUUUUUUCUUUUAUCUUUCUGUUUGUUUUCGUUUUGUGUGUUAUUUUUCGUCUUUUUAAAUUGUAUUUCUUUUUCUCUUUUUAUAUUCUUUCUUUUAUAUUUUUCCUCUUUCUUUCGUUUUUUUAUUGUUUUAUUCUUUUCUUCUUUCUUUCUUUCUUUCUUUCUUUCUUUUCCUUUUCUAUUCCUUUCAUUUACAUUUAGAUUCUUUGGAUUUUCUUUUUCGUCUUUCUGUUUUUUUCUUUUCCCUUUUUACCUUGUUUUCUUUCUUUCUUUCUUUCUUUCUUUCUUUCUUUCUUUCUUUCUUUCUACUAUGAUUUUACACGAUUUUGUUUCUUCUUCCCCCACCUCUAUCCUGUUUUCUUUCCUUUCUUAUUUUUUGAUUUCUAUAUUUUCAUUUUCUUUCUUUCUUUCUUUCUUUCUUUACCUCUAA
Molecule: messenger RNA, 702 nt
Organism: Acanthosepion pharaonis
Lineage: Eukaryota; Metazoa; Mollusca; Cephalopoda; Sepiida; Sepiidae
Source: the annotation of a GenBank genome assembly